AGUCGCGCAACGUCUCCAUUCGUGUGCAGCGGAACACGCACAGAAAACUGAGCAAGAAGGGAAAGAAGGCUGCUGCGCUUGCUUUGGUUCCACCUGUGCCUCUUUCAAGCUUACGCACACACAUACACACAGAGAGAGUGAUCCCCAACUACGACAGCCGCAAUGUCCGCGACGGUGACGAGUCCCGCCUUCAAGGUAAGGGCGGACACACCCAGCCUGCCGCGUGGCAUGGACCCCGCCUAUUACGCGCUGAGCCUCCUGCGCCGCCGUCGGUUGGAGGACUGCAUAAAAGUGGGCACCCGUCAUCUAACGCUGCCCCCAGCAGCAGCACCAGCAGGCAGUCCCACGUCCCCCCUGCGCGGCAGCAAGGCGAUGGAUGAGAGCAUCUGGUUUAUUCAAACGAAAGCGAUGGUGCAGCAAAGCUGGUACGACGACGCCGGCAUCGAAGACGACGGCGUGGACGACGUGCUGAUGGAAGGGGAGCAGGCCGUCGUCAGCACCGCCCAUCGCCCCAACACGUCGCUGCGUAGUGCACGGCAGGGCACCGGCGCGGCGGGCGUCGGCAGCCGCGCUGGAAGACUUGGCUCGGCGGCGGGGGCGGGUCGACCGGUGAGCAGCCGCUACGGCUACGCACGGCCCGGCACGUUGCAAAGCCGGCCGGGUUCGGCGCGGGCGGGGCCCGGCGGGACCGCCGUCCGCCCCGUCACGGGCCGUUUUAUCCGCCUCGGCACGGCGUCGUUACAGUCUGUGCCGGGGGGUCCACACAUCAACGUGCAGGCCCUCCCGCUGGAGCGCUACGCACGCGAGAAGCCGAUGGUGGCGAAGCUUCUGUGCGACUACCUGCUCUACGUGGAGCACAAACCCAAGUUGGCGCUGGAGCUGUGCACCGCCGCGCUGAAGGCCGCCAAGCCAGUUCCUGUGCAGGUGCCUAGCUCGCCGUUGAAAGGGACAGGCGGCGCCGCCGCUCCCGGUCUGCCGCCGAAGCUGCCGAUGGGUCCUGGGGGGAUGGGACUUCCGCCGGUGUUGCCCAUGGGUCCCGGUCCGGUCCCCAUGCCACCGCGCUCCCCUGUCGGUGCGGCGGCUGUGGCUGCGGGGACACCGCCGCCGGCGGCCCCCAAUGCCCCCUCCACGGUGCAGGAGCAAGUCGGCAUCACCAACGCCAAUGACUGGUGGUGGAAGGCGCGUCUGGCGAAGGCGAACUACCAGCUCGGGCUUCUGCGGGAGGCGGAGAAGUACUUGAAGGCGGCACUUUUUGACCCGCCCAGUGAUGCCGCGGGAUGGAGUUUCAUGAACCAGGGCGGUGGUCGCAACAGCAGCAGCCAAACCGGCGCGACAUCGACGGCCUUCCAGCGUGGCCGAACCUUCGCCAACUACAACACGAGUGUCGUGAUGGAGCUCGGUAAGGUGUACCUGAAGAUGGACCAGCCGCUGACCGCGUUGGAGCUGUACGAGGCCGCGCUGCAGUCAAACCCAGUCGAUCACCACGUCGUGCUGUGCUGCGCACGCCUGCGGGAUGAACUGCACGAGCCCGGCACCGCCUACGACUUGUACAACCACGUCCUGCACCUCAACAGCAGCAACAUCGAGGCCAUCGCCUGCAUCGGCGCCCACCUCUUCUACGAGAAGAACCAACCAGAACUCGCCUUACGAUACUACCGGCGCCUGCUGCAGAUGGGUGUGCACACGGCGGAGGUCUGGACGAACAUGGGGCUCUGCGCCUUCUACACAUUCCAGGCGGAGGUGAGUCUGAGCUGUCUCUCGCGGGCCCUGACGCUGUGCAAGGACGACACGCAGCGCGCCGAUGUGUGGUACAACAUCGGUCACGUGGGGAUCGGCAUGGGGAACAUGAACUUUGCAGAGCGGGCGUUUCGCCUCGCCGUCGGGGCGGACGCCACCCACGCGGAGGCGCUGAACAACCUGGCUGUUUUAGCGUUCCAGAAAAAGAAGGAGAAGACGGGACGGCGGCUGCUGGACACGGCGGUGAUGGCGGCGCCACAGCUGACCGAAGCGCUGUACAACACAGCGGUGCUGUCUUUUGAGGCGGGGCAGCUGGAGGUGGCGCAGCAGAUGGUGAUGCGGGUGCUGGAGGUCGACCCAGACCACCCGGAGGCGGUCGUCCUGCGCCGCAAGCUGCGCGAGACCUUCUUGGCCCUGUAG
Molecule: messenger RNA, 2157 nt
Organism: Leptomonas pyrrhocoris
Lineage: Eukaryota; Euglenozoa; Kinetoplastea; Trypanosomatida; Trypanosomatidae
Product: putative tetratricopeptide repeat protein
Exons: 1
Coding region: 163-2157 (664 amino acids)
Biological process (GO): non-motile cilium assembly
Cellular component (GO): BBSome; non-motile cilium; ciliary basal body
Molecular function (GO): protein binding
Source: RefSeq, a predicted model, not a curated record